This is a messenger RNA of Ceratotherium simum simum (southern white rhinoceros), 258 nucleotides long. Its product is annotated as serine protease inhibitor Kazal-type 12-like. The record is from RefSeq and is a predicted model, not a curated record. Gene Ontology annotation, molecular function: protein binding. NCBI's taxonomy places the organism in Eukaryota, Metazoa, Chordata, Mammalia, Perissodactyla, Rhinocerotidae.
AUGAAGCCAUCAGGCAGCCUUCUGCUUUUGGUCAGUGUGGCCUAUUUGUUCUUCUUUGCAGAGGCUGUGAGCCAUGGAGGUUCUCGGGCUUUCUGCAGCAACUAUGAGAAAACAGUUACAGAUGGAAAACUCUGUCCCAAGAUCAACAAACCAGUGUGUGGUACUGAUGGGAAAACUUACCACAAUCCCUGUGAAUUCUGCAAAGCAGUUAUGGGAAGAAAUGGAAAGCUUGGUUUCAAACAUGAAGGGAAAUGUUGA